GCGGGGCCCGGGGGAGCGCCCUCUUCCUGGUCUGGUCUGGUUGCGUUGCGGGGAGACCGAGAGAGCCGGGGCUGGUGUUCAAUUCGUUGACUUAAUGGGUUUGCUGACGAUCCUGAAGAAGAUGAAACAGAAGGAGAGGGAGAUGCGCUUGCUCAUGCUGGGCCUGGACAACGCGGGCAAGACCACCAUCCUGAAGAAGUUCAACGGGGAGGACGUGAGCACCGUCUCGCCCACCCUGGGGUUCAACAUCAAGACCCUGGAGCACCGGGGGUACAAGCUGAACAUCUGGGAUGUGGGAGGGCAGAAGUCCCUGCGCUCCUACUGGAGGAAUUACUUCGAGAGCACCGACGGGCUGAUCUGGGUGGUGGACAGCGCUGACCGCCUCAGACUGGAGGACUGCCGGCAGGAGCUCAGCUCCCUGCUCCUGGAGGAGCGCCUGGCCGGAGCCACCCUCCUGGUUUUCGCCAACAAGCAGGACCUGCCGGGGGCGCUGUCCAAGGACGCCAUCCGUGAGGGGCUGGCACUGGACGCCAUCAAGAGCCACCACUGGUGCAUCAUGGGAUGCAGCGCGGUGACGGGGGAGAGCCUGCUGGCCGGCGUGGACUGGCUGUUGGACGAUAUCGCCGCCAGGAUCUUCACUGCAGACUGAGGCCCACCCCUGUACUCCUGGCAUACACUGAUCCACACUGCAGCACAGACACACUAACAUACUGUACACUGAUUCACACUGCAGCACAGACACACUAACAUACUGUACACUGAUUCACACUGCAGCACAGACACACUAACAUACACUGAUCCACACUGCGACACAGACACACUAACAU
This is a messenger RNA of Lepisosteus oculatus (spotted gar), 827 nucleotides long. RefSeq names its product ADP-ribosylation factor-like 2 (gene arl2). Gene Ontology annotation, cellular component: cytoplasm; microtubule cytoskeleton. Gene Ontology annotation, molecular function: GTP binding; GTPase activity. The record is from RefSeq and is a predicted model, not a curated record. Lineage: Eukaryota; Metazoa; Chordata; Actinopteri; Semionotiformes; Lepisosteidae. Gene Ontology annotation, biological process: protein folding.